AACGCAGUGUGUAAGUAGUGAAUACUUAAGCAAAAAUAAAUUUUGUAGUUUUCAUGUCACUCUGUUGCGUGCUAAAAUCUAUCAACACAGUUGCUGAUGUGCACAACUAACAACUGUUUUACUUCAAUAGAGUUUGCCAGCCGUUAUUGAAACAAAAAGUUAUUCAGUGUAAAAACUAAAAAAGCAUUCUUUCAUUCUUUGAAAAAUACGUUCAGGAAUCCCUUCCCGAUGAAUCAACUCUUAGAAAAAAUUACGUGAAGGAUUGUUACGAGUCCGUUUUGCAGAAAAUUCGUUUAGAAAUAGGAGAAAGCCCCAUCUUUGUGUCCAUCGAUGAAACUACAGAUAAGGCAGGCCGCAGUGUAACCAAUGUUAUUGUUGGACCGUUGCGUGAAAGCGGACGCGGCUAUCUCUUGACGGUGGAGGUGUUGGAUAAGGAUUCCAACGUGAAAAAGUGUUGGUAUUUGUGACUGAUGCAGCACCCUACAUGAAGAAAAGUGCGUCAUCAUUGAAGCUGCUUUAUCCUAAUAUGAUUCAUAUCACCUGCGUCGCACGUGGCGUACACCGGGUCUGCGAAUCUCUACGCUCGAAGUACUCAGAUGUUGACGUCUUAAUUUCAAACUUAAAAAAAGUUUUCUUGAAAAGCCCAUUCAGGGUGGCAGUUUUCAAAGAAAUGGAACCCAAUCUUCCUCUGCCUCCUCAGCCGGUGAUAACUCGACGGGGCACAUGGCUAAUUGCAGCCGUAUAUUAUGCCGAAAACUAUGAUUGCAUCAAAAGAAUAAUUGACCAAAUAACGGACGAUGCAGCAUGUGUCAGUUUCUCGAAGCAAUUGUUGAGCAAAAAAUCGGUUCAGGGGAAUUUGAUAUAUAUAAAAUGCAAUUUUGGUUUUCUUUUAGAGGAAAAAGUUUUCGAACGUCUACAGAAAACAGGAACUCCAGUUGGUGAGGUAUUAAAUAUUUUGGAUAACAUUGAGAAGCGGCUUAUAGAAGCGCAGGGACCUAUUGCCAAAUUGGUGUUGGAAAAAUUCAAAGCCGUUUUCUCAGCUAACUUAGGCUUGGAGACAAUAAGGGUGUGGAUAAAAUUGUUAAGGGCGAGGCAAACGCCCUUAUUCCUGAUAAUAUGA
Molecule: messenger RNA, 1120 nt
Organism: Rhagoletis pomonella (apple maggot)
Lineage: Eukaryota; Metazoa; Arthropoda; Insecta; Diptera; Tephritidae
Exons: 4
Coding region: 485-1120 (211 amino acids)
Source: RefSeq, a predicted model, not a curated record